AUGCUCAUCGAACAGGUUUUACCAAAGACGGCUAUCGGGUAUCUCGCCCUCGUUCUAUCGCUUCUCGCUGCCAAGUUACUAGUGAACCGGUUCGGCGGAGGGCUCAAUGGCAUACCAGGCCCGUUCGCCGCGAGCUUCACCGACUGGUGGCGCCUGUUCAUCGUGUGGGGACGUCGACCAGAGCUCUCGCACAUCAAACUGCACGAAAAGUACGGCCCACUGGUCCGGCUUGGACCGCGCACCGUCUCGGUAGGCAACGCGGAGGCGAUCAAGACAAUCUACGCUCUGAAUGCAGGGUUUGUCAAGUCGGGCUUCUACCCUGUGCAGCAGACGAUCGCCAACGGUCACUGCCUCCAGAGCAUGUUCAACACGACAGACGAGAAGUUCCAUGCCAGGCUGCGACGGUCUGUAUCCAGCGCUUACUCGAUGAGCACGCUGGUCAACUUUGAGCCGCUUGUGGAUUCGACCUCUGAGGAAUUCCUGAAGCAGCUCAAGCAGCGGUACACCCGGAACGAAAAGGCCAACGGCGAACUUGAUUUCGGCCAAUGGCUGCAGUUUUAUGCUUUCGACGUCAUUGGCGAGUUGACGUAUUCCAAGAGACUGGGUUUUGUGGACCGUGGUGAGGAUGUUGAUGAUAUCAUCCAAAACCUCGAGGGUCUGCUUAACUAUGUGGCGGUUAUAGGACAAUUGCCGAUCCUGGAUAAGCUGCUGCUCAAGAACCCCUUCAGAAUGUGGUUGAGCAAACACAACCUCCUUAACUUCAACUCGCCCGUGGUUGAGUUCGCAAAAAGGCGAAUGGCAGAGCGGAGCGACAUUGAGAAAGAAGCUCAGGAAGAGCUACCCACCGGAAAGACGGCGCGGAAAGACUUUCUGUCACGCUUCAAGGAUGCCCGCAAGAAGGAUCCGGAGUUCAUCAGCGAGGAGCGCGUGCUGGCCUUGACGGUCGCCAACAUGUUUGCCGGCUCUGAUACAACCGCCAUCAGCCUUCGGGCCGUGUUCUACUUGCUCCUGAAGCACCCGGAGAAGAUGGAGAAGCUCCUUCAUGAACUAUCCACAGAGAGCCAGGCUGGCAGAUUUGCACGCCCGGAUGCACUGGUCCAGUGGGAGGAGGUGCGCUCCCUGCCGUACUUGAGCGCCGUCAUCAACGAGGCUCUCCGAUGCCAUCCCGCCGCCGGCCUCACGCUUGAGCGAGUGGUGCCAAGUCAAGGGAUCAAUGUUGCCGGCCAGCGUAUUCCUGGAGGGACAAUCGUCGGCUGUUCGGCCUGGGUCGUGCACCGUGAUGAGUCGGUGUUUGGCUCAAGAACCGACGAGUUCCGCCCGGAGCGGUGGAUUGAUGCCAAUCCGGCUGAGCUCUCCUUGAUGAAGAGCUGUCUAUUCUCAUUCGGCGCUGGCUCAAGAACUUGCAUUGGGAAGAACAUCUCGCUUCUUGAGAUCUUCAAACUUGUACCAGCGAUUCUGAGGACUUUCGAGCUUGAAUUGGUCGAUCCAGAUUCGCCCUGGGUGCUGCACAACGCCUGGUUCGUCAAGCAGAGCAAUUUAUUUGUCAGACUCAAGGAGAGGGAAAGUAUUUUGUAG
Verticillium alfalfae VaMs.102 is the source of this 1575-nucleotide messenger RNA. Its product is annotated as pisatin demethylase. The coding region runs from base 1 to 1575 and encodes 524 amino acids. The transcript has 4 exons. Gene Ontology annotation, molecular function: iron ion binding; monooxygenase activity; oxidoreductase activity, acting on paired donors, with incorporation or reduction of molecular oxygen. NCBI's taxonomy places the organism in Eukaryota, Fungi, Ascomycota, Sordariomycetes, Glomerellales, Plectosphaerellaceae. The record is from RefSeq and is a predicted model, not a curated record.